AUGUCAUUCGAUAUUAAAAGAUUAAAACAAAAAUCUGAAAAAUCUAUUGAACUAUUGAAUCAUUUAACUCAGAAGUCUGUAAAUCUGCUGGAUACAUCAGUUUCUCGGGAGUUCUAUCUACAGAAAAGAGACUUAGAUUAUAUUUCAAGUGAAAGAUCAUCGAUCAGUCUACCGUCAGUUAUAAAUAUUGACGAUUUUUCAAAACCUCAGUGGUAUUAUUUACUUGGAAAAAGUUCUUGUUAUCGUCGACAUAUGUCAGUUGUUCUAGCAGCAAGUUUGUCUAAGGGUAGUGAGUCAGAGAAGCUGUCAUUCCUUGCCUCAUCCAAUUCGCAUACGGAAUCACUGACAUCUGAAAUGAAUAAAGUUAUGAAUCCGUCUGCUAGUGUUUCGACAAUAUCUUCUUUACAUGGAUGCGAUAAUCGAGACUCUGGACUAUGUCAUUCAGGAGAUUUAAAGAGACUCCAGAUAACUAUCCCCAAGUCGGAUUCAGGUUAUGGUUUCACACUGACUGCUCAAAUGGCAGGAUUCAAUCUUCAGCAGUUUGCAAGUACACCACUAACAUCACCGACAACGAAUCAAACAACAUUGUUUAGUGAAAACAAUAACAGCCUACCAAUGCAGAGAUUAUUUCGUAUUCAUUCCGUAAGAAAAAAUUCACCAGCUGAUCUAGCUGGCUUACCAGUUGGUGCUUAUCUCCUGGGGAUUGGAAAUCAACCUUUGGAUUGUACAAUUACACUGAAAGAAGUUGUCAGAUGGAUGUAUGAAGCUGCAGAAAGUCAUCCAGAUAAAGCGGUAAUUCUAGACAUUGGAGUACCUAGUUGUCAAACAGAAUUACCAUCUCAGAAUAAUUCUAAGCUAAGAUUUAGUGAAAAAUUCAAAUUUAUGGUCUCUUCUGGUAGACACAAUCAAGUAAAGGAGAAACCAGAUAUGAAUAAUAACAAUAAUUAUAAUAAUACUUGUUUAAAUGACAACACGAACUCUGUCAACAGUCAUAACAACUCAUAUCCUUUAUCCAAUGGCCAGUGUACAACAGUUAAACAGUCAAUAACAGAAUCAGUCGAUACAGGAAAUACAUCCAGUAAUCCAUAUCUUCCUCGAACAGUUACUCCUGCCAGUACAGUUAUGCUAUGCGAAGAACGUUGUAUUGAUGAAGAUCUUAUGAAUGAUGAAACUAUCAGUAAUCUACAAAAUAGAAACGAAAGUAGCAGUUUGAGUAGACGCCGACGUAUGCUAACACUGGCGCCACCAAUACUCAAACUUAAAUGGCAAGAUGUUUGUUUGGAUGAAGCGAAUCGACAGUGGGCAGUUGAAAGAUUAUUAACUAAACUGACAAAUACAUCAAAUGACUUAAUGAAUGGCAUAAAAGCUUAUCGUACUGGUCUACAGAAUAUUGCCAACUUUCAUCCAGAUGAUUUAAAUGCAUUGUUUCAUAAUAUUGUUGAA
Molecule: messenger RNA, 1443 nt
Organism: Trichobilharzia szidati
Lineage: Eukaryota; Metazoa; Platyhelminthes; Trematoda; Strigeidida; Schistosomatidae
Source: the annotation of a GenBank genome assembly